AUGCCUUCCAGGGUCAGUAAGACCGCGACUGCGGAGUCAAAGUCGAAAAAGACGACGACUGCUGCCGGGAAGAAGACGACAGCCAAGGCGGCCACAGCCAAAACCUCCAAGACCGCGACCAAGAAGGCCGAGCCUGCAACUCAGAAGCAGACCGCGAAAGAAACCACCACCAGCACAGCUGCAGCUGCAGCUGCAUCCAAGAAGCGCAAGGCCGAAUACGAGCCUUCCGACACCCCAGAAGAAGAUGUCCCCAAGGUCAAGAAGUCCAGGACCGCCACGGCUCCGAAGAAGGCAGUGGCCAAGGCCGUUCCCAAGAAGGCGACCGGCGCUGCCAAACGCCAGGCAACGGUCGAGCCUGCCGAGACAAAGGUGAACGAGAGGAAGAAGAGGGCUGCCACCCCCGCGGAGAAGAAACCCGCCAAGGCUCCCAAGGUCCCCAAGAAGACCCCCGGGCCGAAGGAGCCCGAACCCAAACCGCACCCCCAUCAGGUCGGUCCCAAGAUCAAUGACGCACCCGCCACCAUCCUCGACGUCUACGUCUUCGGUGAAGGCUCUUCCGGUGAGCUGGGCCUGGGCAGCCAGAGGAUCGAUGGCAAGAAGCCCGUCGACGUAAAGCGACCGCGCCUUAACCCCAACCUCUCCGCCGCGUCCGUCGGUGUCGUUCAGGUCGCCUGCGGCGGUAUGCACGUCGCGGUCCUUACCAAAGAUAACACCAUCAUCACUUGGGGUGUCAAUGACCAGGGUGCCCUUGGCCGCGAUACCAAGUGGGAUGGAGGUCUUCGCGACCUGGACCAGGCUAGCGACUCGGGUUCGGACGAUGACGAUGACGAUGAUGACUCUGGCCUCAAUCCCCUCGAGAGCACGCCGACUGCCGUCUCGGCUGAGCAUUUCGCCCCGGAUGCCAAGUUUGUCCAGCUCGUGGCGAGCGACAGCGCCACCUUUGCCCUGACUGAGGAUGGACGCGUCUACGGCUGGGGCACUUUCCGCUCUAGCGACGGUAUCCUCGGCUUCAGCCCAACCAUCAAAGUUCAAUAUACCCCGCAUUUCAUGCCAGACCUCAAGAACAUCAAGACCCUCGCGUCGGGAUCCAACCACGUCCUCGCCCUCGACACCAAGGGCAACAUCUUCGCCUGGGGCUGCGGCCAGCAGAACCAGCUCGGUCGACGCAUCAUCGAGCGCAAGAAGUUGACCUCGCUCAUCCCCCAGAGCAUAGGUCUCGCGAAAAAGAGCAUCGAGAAGAUCGCCUGCGGGCAGUACCACAGCUUCGCCAUUGACACCGGCGGCAAGGUCUGGGCCUGGGGUCUCAACAACUUCGCCGAGACCGGCAUCCGCGACGGUGCCGGCGAGGAUGACGCCAUAAUUCUGCGCCCUACCGUCGUCGAGGCCCUCUCGGACCACAAGAUCAUCGACAUUGACGGUGGUCAGCAUCACUCGCUCGCCUGUUCCCAGGACGGCACGCUUCUCACCUGGGGCCGCUUUGACGGCCACCAAGUUGGCCUCUCCGAGAAGGAGGUUGACGACGAUGACCUCAUUCGGGAUGACAAUAAUACCGCUCGUAUCUUGGCCGUCCCCACGGUCGUCAAGGCCGUUCAAAACGUCUCUCGGGUUGCCGCAGGCACCGACAACAAUUUCGCCGUUACCUCGGACGGCAAGGCCUACUCCUGGGGCUUCUCUAUCAACUACCAGACCGGCCAGGGCACCAUCGACGACAUUAAGGUGCCCACUCUGAUCGACAACACCGCCAUUCGCGGCAAGAAGAUCGUUGCCGCCGGCGCAGGCGGCCAGUUCUCUCUCCUAGUUGGCGAGGCUAAUGCCAGCCUGACGAACGGCGUCAACGGUCACUAA
Sodiomyces alkalinus F11 is the source of this 1845-nucleotide messenger RNA. RefSeq names its product RCC1/BLIP-II. Lineage: Eukaryota; Fungi; Ascomycota; Sordariomycetes; Glomerellales; Plectosphaerellaceae. Gene Ontology annotation, cellular component: cytoplasm. The transcript is spliced from 3 exons. The record is from RefSeq and is a predicted model, not a curated record. The coding region runs from base 1 to 1845 and encodes 614 amino acids. Gene Ontology annotation, molecular function: guanyl-nucleotide exchange factor activity.